Messenger RNA from Pistacia vera, 8120 nucleotides. RefSeq names its product CCR4-NOT transcription complex subunit 1-like. The record is from RefSeq and is a predicted model, not a curated record. The transcript is spliced from 55 exons. Gene Ontology annotation, cellular component: P-body; CCR4-NOT core complex. The coding region runs from base 113 to 7927 and encodes 2604 amino acids. Gene Ontology annotation, molecular function: molecular adaptor activity. Gene Ontology annotation, biological process: nuclear-transcribed mRNA catabolic process, deadenylation-dependent decay. Lineage: Eukaryota; Viridiplantae; Streptophyta; Magnoliopsida; Sapindales; Anacardiaceae.
UUCCUAGUCUCUGCCAGUCACACUUUCUCUUGGUCACAACAAGAAGCAAGAACCCUAAUUUCGUUAGUGUUAAAGAAUCAUUUACUCACUGAUAUUAUAAAUUUCCUUCGCGAUGGUGACUUUCUCAUUGCUCGUGUCGGACCAGAUUCGGUUCCUUCUUGAAAGCCUCAACGACUCCAAUUUCGACGUCGUUUUGAACGAACUCUUGCAUUUUGUUGAAUAUGGAACUGAGGGAAGCAUUUUGCUGCUACGGACUUGCCUGGAUCAUGUGAAUUUUGACAGAGAAGACAUCCAGAAACUGCAGCUGAGGCCAGAUAUUUUAGCUGCAAUAUUUAGAUAUCUAUUAGAUCAACCAAAUUUUGGUACUGUGUUUGCUGAAUCAUUGGGAAGCAUGGUGAUCAGCGAAAAGUUCCUUGGAGGCUUAUGUGAUGCAUUACACUUAUCAGUCUUUGAGAAAAUUGCCCUUGGUCUUGCUUUAGCAGAUAUAAACAACGCUGAGAUGAGAACAAUCAGGCAAAACUUUAGCAUGGGUCAGAUAGAAGAGUUAUGUGGAAAUCCUGCUUCUAUUGGUUCUGCUGAGAAAAUUCAGAAUAUUAUUAUUUUCUUGUACAGAUCAGAGGGCCUUGCCAAGCAUGUUGACUCCUUUAUGCAAAUGUUGUCUCUGAUGGAUCCAAAAGAGAGGACGCCAUUGAUAUUGGCUCCAUUGCUUUCAAGUAAUUUACAGGAGGCUAGGUCUCUAGGAAAUUUGGACACAUUUUAUGGUUGCAGCGAAAGUGAAUUUGAUGCCAUUUUAGCAGAGAUGGAGAGUGAAACUAGCAUGGCUGACAUUAUGAGAGAACUAGGUUAUGGAUGCACAUUUAAUUCUUCGCAUUGCAAGGAGGUGUUGUCACUUUUUUCACCUCUGACAGAAGUCACUCUCUCUAGAAUACUUAGCACAAUUGCCCGCACUUUUGUUGGGCUUGAGGAAAAUCAAAAUUCCUAUUCGACAUUUUGCUCUGCUAUUGGCAGCACUGCCUCAUCUGAUUUAAAUGGCUUCAGCUCUUGGAAUGUUGACGUUCUCGUUAACUCGAUUAAGGAACUUGCUCCAAGAACUAAUUGGGUACAUGUUAUGGAACAUUUGGAUCAUGAGGGUUUUUUCAUCCCCAAUAACAGCGCUUUUUCUUUUUUCAUGUCCACUUAUGCUCAUGCAUGUCAGGAUCCUUUUCCUCUGCAUGCUGUUUGUGGGUCUGUUUGGAAGAAUGCUGAUGGCCAGUUAUCUUUUCUCAGAUAUGCUGUAUCAGCCCCACCCGAAAUAUUCACCUUUGAUCAUUCUGUCAAGAAACUAGCAUAUAAUGAGGUACUUUAUGGUUAUGAGCAUCCAGAUGGACCCGGAAAUCAUGCAUGGUUAUCUCUUGAUCUUUUGGAGGUGUUAUGCCAAUUAGCUGAGAGGGGCCAUAUGGGUUCAGUACGAGCAAUGCUAGAGUAUCCUCUCAAACACACCCCUGGAAUCUUACUUCUUGGAAUUGCACAAAUUAAUACUGCUUAUAGCCUCCUUCAGUGCGAGGUGGUUUCCACUGUUUUUCCCUUGAUAGUUGCAAGUUCCAUGAAAAGUGUGAUUCUUCACCUUUGGCAUUCUAACCCCAAGCUAGUGACCUGUGGAUUCAUAGACAUGAUUAGAAUUGAUCAAGGAAACAUGCUCAAAAUUGUAGACAUCUGCCAAGAGCUGAAGAUUUUACAACUCCUCUUGGAGCAAAGUCCGUUUUCAUUUGGUAUUCGACUGGCUGUCCUUGCUUCUCAGAAAGAAUAUAUAAAUCUUGAGACAUGGUUGAAUGAUAACUUGACAGUCUACAAAGAUAUUUUCUUAGCAGAAUGCCUUAAGUUUUUGAAGGAGAUGACUUUUGAUGCAGCAGAUGAUGUAUCUGCCAAUUUGUUUGAACAUUCUGGUGCUGUUGUGAACUUACAAACAGAGACAAAUUUAACUAUUUUAAAGGUCCUUCAAGAUAAUUCUAAGCAAUUUGCCUCUGACCACCUCGCUGAGGAAUUGAAAAGAAUGCAAGAGACAUCUUUGCAUGUUGGUCCUCGACUGCAAAAUGUUGGGGCUUCAGAUGCAUCAGCAUCUGAGGGAUAUGCUGAUGAUAUAGAGGAUGAAGUGAAUUCUUAUUUUCAGAAAAUAUUUUCUGGUCAAGUACCUGUUGAUACGAUAGUUCAGAUGCUCGCACGCUUCAAGGAGUCUUAUGAGCAAAGGGAACAGUUAAUCUUUCGGUGCAUGAUACAUAAUUUGUUUGAAGAGUACAGUUUCUUCCUACAAUAUCCAGAAAAGCAGCUAAAGAUUGCAGCUGUUCUGUUUGGUUCUCUUAUAAAGCAUCGUCUUGUAACCCAUCUUGAACUUGGUAUUGCUCUCCGUGGUGUGUUGGAUGCAUUGCGUAAACCUAUAGACUCAAAAAUAUUCUCUUUUGGUACCAAGGCUUUGGAGCAGUUUUUGGAUUGCUUAGUUGAGUUGCCACAAUACUGCAAUCAUAUUUUGCAAAUAUCUCAUUUGCGGGGUACUCAUCCUGAGCUUGUUGCACUUGUUGAACGUGCUCUCGCUAGGGCUUCAUCCGGCUACUCAGAAUUAAAUAGAGCCAAUGGUGGUCCUACUGAUCCUCACAAUGGUUCUCCAGCUACGUUGGAAAAUGUGGAGGUACCUGAUUCUUCGCAGUUAUUGGGAUCUAGGAACACACAGCCUGGGCAGCAAAUCUCUUCUCCAAUCCAGAUGCAACAGGGAUAUCAAUUAUUUCUUCGUGACAGGCACAAAGAAUCUACCACUUCAAAUAGUUAUGCAAAACCACUUUUGUCUCUCUCUACGCACCCUUCGGUCAUUUCAAGUGAUACAGCUAGUUAUCAAAAUUCCUCACAAAUUUUGUCAUCACAAAAUACAGCAAGUGUCCAAGCAGCCCUGUCUUCAUCUUCUAGUUUUCUUCAUUCUUCUAGGGGAAUUACCUCAACUAGGUUUGGUUCUGCUCUGAAUAUUGAAACACUCAUUGUGGCAGCUGAGAGAAGGGAUACUGCCAUCAAGGCUCCUGCAUCAGAGGUUCAGGAUAAGAUACUAUUUAUGAUCAAUAAUAUUUCAACUUUAAACAUUGAUGCGAAAGCAAAGGAUUUUACUGAGAUUUUAAGUGAACAGUAUUAUUCUUGGUUUGCUCAGUAUAUGGUGAUGAAAAGAGCAAGCAUUGAACCCAAUUUCCAUGACUUGUACUUGAAGUUUCUGGACAAAGUUAAUUCAAAAGCAUUGAAUAAAGAGAUUGUUAAAGCUGCAUAUGAAAAUUGCAAGGUUCUUUUAAGAUCGGAGCUUAUAAAAUCGAGUUCAGAAGAGCGCUCCUUGUUGAAAAAUCUGGGUAGCUGGCUUGGGAAGUUUACUAUUGGCAGAAAUCAAGUACUUAGGGCUUCAGAAAUAGAUCCCAAAUCUUUAAUCAUAGAAGCAUAUCAGAAGGGACUGAUGAUUGCUGUGAUUCCUUUUACCUCAAAGAUUUUGGAACCAUGCCAAAGUAGUCUUGCUUACCAGCCUCCCAAUCCGUGGACCAUGGCAAUUCUUGGUUUACUCACAGAGAUUUAUUUGAUGCCAAAUCUAAAAAUGAAUCUUAAGUUUGAUAUUGAGGUCCUCUUUAAGAACCUUGGGGUUGAUAUGAAGGAAGUUAAACCAACAUCUCUUCUAAAAGAUUGUGUUAGGGCAGUAGAAGGGAACCCUGAUUUUUCCAAUAAAGAUAUUGGGGCAUCUCAGCCACAAGUGGUUACAGAAGUCAACUCUGGAAUCAUCCCUACAUUGAAUCUGGUUGAUCUAAAUCCUGAAAUUGUCAAUUCAUCUCAUCCUGGUGGCCGUCUAAAAGUUAUACCCCAGUAUGUUGGUGGCCUUCAUCUUGCUUCUGGUCCAUUAGUGGAGGAUGAAAAGAUUGCUGGUCUAGGUCUACCUGAUCGCCUUCCUUCCGCUCAAGUAGCUCCAUCGCAGCAACCAUAUUCUGUUGGUCAGCUACCUUCACCAAUUCAUAAUAUUGGAAAUCACAUUAUUUUAAACCAAAAGCUCAGUGCUUUGGGCUUGCACUACUUUCAGAGAGUUGUUCCUUCUGCAAUGGAGCUUGCUAUCAAAGAGGUAAUGCUUCCCAUUGUCCAACGCAGUGUUGCCAUCGCUACUCAGACAACCAAAGAACUUGUACUGAAGGACUAUGCUAUGGAAUCUGAUGAGACCCGCAUAUAUAAUGCUGCGCACUUGAUGGUUGCUAGUCUUGCUGGGAGUUUGGCUCAUGUGACAUGCAAGGAACCCCUUCGUAUUUCAAUAUCAAAUCAACUUAGGAGUUCAUUUCAGGGUUCAAAUAUCUCCAAUGAACUCCUCGAGCAAGCUGUGCCUCUUGUUAUGAAUGAUAACCUUGAUCUGGGUUGUGCUGUGAUUGAACAGGCUGCAACUGAGAAGGCAUUGCAAACCAUUGAUGCUGACAUUACUGCGCAACUUUCUUUGAGAAGGAAGCAUAGAGAGGGCAUUGGCCCUUCAUUUUAUAAUGCAAGUGUUUAUACACAGCGUCACCUGGGUGUCAUACCUGAGGCCCUGCGCCCCCGACCAGGUCACUUGUCUCAUUCCCAACAGCGAGUAUAUGAGGAUUUUGUUCGGUUUCCCUGGCAAAAUCAAUCUGGCCAGAGCUCAAAUACUGUACUUUCUGGUCCACAUACACCUUCUGGUGUAUCUGUCAGUUCUGGAUUGUCUCGCACAUAUGUUUCAUCUGCAGGACAGCUUAACCCUGGCUUUUAUUCAGCUGGGCUUGGAACUAUUGGAUUGAGUGCUGUAACUCAGCCCUCAGAUGUUGAGGAAAUGGAGCCUAGUUCUGCUCAGUUUCUUAGUGGUUCUUCAACUCGCAUUGGAGCAAUUGAUGGUGUUAUUCCUCAUGGCUCUAAGAUCAAUUCUGUUGCUUCAUUUUCUCAACUUCCGCUGCACCUGAAGUGUUCAGUGGGGACCUUUAAUGCUGCAAAAGUCAGAAACUGUCAUAUAAAUAUUUUAUCAUUUCAUCUGAUCUCUGCUCUUGGUUUUCUAAAAGGAAUUGGGAACUUUUCCCGUCAUACCUAUGAUUCUACCUCAGGGCACUUGGGAAGUGGAACUUUAGAGUCGUCAUCAUCUGUGGCAGAUGUUCUGGAAAAAUAUCAAAUUGUUGCACAGAAGUUGGAAACUUUGGUGACGAAGGAUUCUGGGGAGACAGAAAUUCGGGGAGUUAUUGCUCAGAUUCCUGAAUUGAUACUGAAAUAUGUAAAUCGGGAUGAAGUUGCCCUGGCUGUAGCCCAAAAGGUUUUUAAUAGUUUAUACGAAAAUGUUUCAAAUUCUAUACAUGUUGCUGCUCAUCUUUCGAUUUUGGUGGCUAUUCGUGAUGUUUGCAAGAAUGUCAUGAAGCAUCUUACAAGUUGGGUGAUUUAUUCGAAGGAGGAAAGGAAGUUUAAUACAAAUGUAACUGUUGGCCUUAUACGGAAGGAUUUGCUAGAUCUUGACGAAUAUGACAAGCACAUGGGAAAGCUAAUUGAUGCUGGAAGGAAUAAGGCUGCUACGGAGUUUGCAAUAAAUCUCCUUCAAACCUUGUUGGUUCAAGAAUCAAGAGUCCAUCUGUCAGAACUUCCUGGUCUCGUGGAUGCCUUGGCAAAGCUUGCACUGAGAGCAGGAUCUCCAGAAUCAUUACAACAGUUGGUUGAAAUUGCAAAGAAUCCUGCUGCAAAUGAAGAAAUUCUUUCUGGUGUUACUGUUGGCAAGGAGGAUCGGACCAAGCAAACUAGUGAAAUAAUGGUAUCUGAUAGUUCCAUGACAAGCAGGGAAGGGUACAUCAAUGCUGAAUCUGUUGGAUUAGAUCCUGCAGGUUUUCAUGAUCAGGUGAUUUAUUCGAAGGAGGAAAGGAAGUUUAAUACAAAUGUAACUGUUGGCCUUAUACGGAAGGAUUUGCUAGAUCUUGACGAAUAUGACAAGCACAUGGGAAAGCUAAUUGAUGCUGGAAGGAAUAAGGCUGCUACGGAGUUUGCAAUAAAUCUCCUUCAAACCUUGUUGGUUCAAGAAUCAAGAGUCCAUCUGUCAGAACUUCCUGGUCUCGUGGAUGCCUUGGCAAAGCUUGCACUGAGAGCAGGAUCUCCAGAAUCAUUACAACAGUUGGUUGAAAUUGCAAAGAAUCCUGCUGCAAAUGAAGAAAUUCUUUCUGGUGUUACUGUUGGCAAGGAGGAUCGGACCAAGCAAACUAGUGAAAUAAUGGUAUCUGAUAGUUCCAUGACAAGCAGGGAAGGGUACAUCAAUGCUGAAUCUGUUGGAUUAGAUCCUGCAGGUUUUCAUGAUCAGGUUUCUGCUGUAUUUAAGGAAUGGUCUCAGAUAUAUGGACUUCAUGGCGCAAAUGAUGACGUGUGCAUGCAAUUUAUUGCACAAUUGCAUCAAAAUGGAUAUCUAGAUGGGGAUGGGAUGUCUGAUCGUUUUUUCCGUAUUCUCACUGAAUUCUCUGUCGAAGACUGCCUUCCCUCUGAGCAAAAUAGUUCAAGUACUUGGUUAAUUCAGUCAGCUCAAGCUACCCAAAAUUUAUCAUUUGUUCCGAUCGAUGCUUAUGCAAAGCUUGUUUCUUUCAUUCUGAGGUAUUGCAUUAUGGAGCAUGGACCAAGUAAACUCUUGCUAUGGCCAAAGAUUCUAUCGGUAACUGUCAGAAUUGUACAGAGAGAUGCAGAGGUGAAGAAGGGAUCUUUCAAUCCAAGGCCAUACUUCAGGUUGCUUAUCAACUGGCUUUUCGAUCUUGUUUCCCAGGAUCCUGCCUCAGACAUUGCUAACUUUCAGGUUUUGAUCAUUUUUGCAAAUGCUUUCCAUGCGUUGCAGCCCCUUAAAGUUCCUGCAUUCAGCUUUGCAUGGCUUGAGCUGGUGAGUCACUGCAGUUUUAUGCCAAAAUUGCUAACUAUCAAUGUGCCAAAAGGUUGGAUCUAUGUUCAAUGUUUGCUGGUAGACUUGUUCAGAUUCAUGGAGCCUUACUUGAGGAAUGCUGAACUUGGAGAACCGAUUCACAGUCUGUACAAGGGAACUCUGAGGGUGUUACUUGUGCUGUUGCAUGAUUUUCCAGAGUUUCUGGGUGAUAAUCACUUCAGCUUCUGUGAUGUGAUCCCUUCAAGCUGUAUUCAGAUGCGAAAUGUUAUCCUUAGUGCAUUUCCACGCAAUAUGAGGCUGCCGGAUCCUUCUACUCCCAACUUAAAGAUUGACCUGCUACCAGAAAUGCAUAGAUCACCGCACAUAUUUUCAGAGGUUGAUGCUGCUCUAAAAGCUAAGCAAAUGAAGUCUGAUGUGGACGAGUAUCUGAAGACAAGACAUCAGGGAUCGCCAUUCUUAUCAGAAUUGAAGCAAGGAUUACUGCUAUCACAAAAUGAGGCAGCUCAAGCUGGUACCCGGUACAAUGUACCCUUGAUAAACUCACUUGUUCUGUAUGUGGGAAUGCAGACUAUCGAGCAACUGCAGACAAAGACCCCGCCUCCCCUUUCCCAGCCAAUUACUCACAAUGGUCCAAUGGAGUUAUACCUGAUGGGUCCUGCCUUAGAUAUUUUUCAAACUUUGAUUGUGGACCUGGAUACAGAAGGGCGCUACCUUUUCCUCAAUGCAAUUGCAAAUCAGCUGCGCUACCCUAACAACCACACACAUCUCUUUUCCUUUGUUCUUCUCUACUUGUUUAAUGAAGCAAGUCAGGAAAUCAUCCAGGAGCAGAUAACGCGAGUGUUGUUUGAACGCCUUAUUGUUAACAGACCUCACCCUUGGGGUCUUCUGACAACCUUUAUCGAACUCAUCAAGAAUCCUAGAUACAACUUUUGGAACCGUGGCUUCACAAGGUGUGCGCCAGAGAUUGAGAAACUGUUUGAAUCAGUUUCAAGGUCAUGCGGUGGACCUAAGCCUGUAGAUGAGUCUAUUGUGUCUGGUGUGAUCGCUGACAACAUGCACUAAGGUUUUGGAAAUCCGGGUUAAGACUGUUAAUCAAUUGUAGUGUAUAUAUUGAUUUCUUUUUAAUCUUUUGUGGCACCACAUUAUAUUCCGUCAAAACCUCACAUCCACUUUGUAUAAAGUGUUACAUUUGUAAUAUUUUUUUCUUUCCAGAUUAUUAUAUUCUUCGGCCUAAAGAAAUUUGGGCACUGGACGA